Molecule: messenger RNA, 1518 nt
Organism: Amorphotheca resinae ATCC 22711
Lineage: Eukaryota; Fungi; Ascomycota; Leotiomycetes; Helotiales; Amorphothecaceae
Exons: 6
Coding region: 1-1518 (505 amino acids)
Source: RefSeq, a predicted model, not a curated record
AUGGCGACCAAAAAUCAUAGUCGUUCAUUUCUCAAGCUCUUCAAGGGCACUGAAGCGCAGACCAGGCCAAAUGCACUCGAAUCCUCGCCUCUUAGAAGACUCUCUAAUGGAAUCAUACUCCACAUCGCCGAGUUCCUUCCUCCGGCUUCCAAACUCGCCUUCUGCCGUUCUUGUCGACACGUCUACUUUGUUAUCGAACCUCGACAUCUCAGUUCAGCUGGCGUUUACUAUGAAGCUCAAGGUCUCGCUGAAGCUCGCAGGUCUCCCCCCUGGGAGGUGCUGGAGCUAGCAUAUCCCGAGCACCUCGAGUGUUAUUCCUGUCGAGAUCUGCAUCCGAUGGACAAGAUACACGAGUAUGCUUAUUUGGAGGCAAGAACCAAGGGCCCUUCUUUACAGUGCGACCAGUGCUUCAAAGUUGAUCACAGAGGACACACAUUUAUUCAUCCAAAUUUUAGCUUCACGGUGUUUCGGAUGGUCAUGAAGCAAUAUCGUCAAGGAAAGGAUUGCGACAAGCUGUUGAGAUUCCUUGCAUACCGAAGUGCGGCUGUUCUGGACGGUGCUCAGGUCAAGCAAGUCAUUGCCACGCCAAAGAUCGUGGGCGAGAGGCUCCUUAUGCGCGUGCAGACAGCAUACCUUAUACCACCCAAAGGGCCAAGUCGGACGUACCUGUUAGAUAGAAAUCUGGUGAAAUGCCCUCAUACAUAUAAAUGGUCACUUGAUAAUAGAGCCGUCGCGGAGCGCCUAUUUCUAAGGUUUGAAGCCCUUGAAACGGUCUCGGGAGGUCGUCAAGAAGAUAUCAUGAGUUGUCAGUGUGAUUACUGUCCAACCGAGUUUCAUUUCAGUUUGGAACGCUUCGCAGGACAAGGAGAUGCGUUGUUGAUUACAAAAUGGCAAGAUCUUGGUACCGGAUUGUCUCCUCUUGAAUCUGACUUGCCCCCUGUCGUUGGGCGUCGUCGACCCCUUCUCAUUGCUCGACUGGCAGAGAGACUAUCUUACGAGUCACCUCGGGACAGAUUUGAGGGACUUGCUCCAGGCGAAGACCUCCAAGCCGUUCCUGCUCUGAAUCACGAGGAAAGGAACGACCUGUUAAGAGAGAGCGGCUCAAGGCGGGCGCAAUUUAUGAGAAAGAUUGAUUCUGCUUGUUGGAUAUUUGGAUGUGGUCAGACAUAUCCGUACAUAGGGCACCAGGGAGCUCGAUUCCCUGGGUCUACCGAUGACGGCACGGCGACUUGUCGCUCUGCCCAGCUCCAGAGAGUCACAUCUCCGGAUGUCUGGAGAGCCAACAGGAGUCGCGAUGUCUCCCCUCAUGCCCUCGAUAUGACAUCAAGCAUACCAACGUAUGGCGCUUCAAUAUUUCGUAUGGAUUGUUACGGCGAUUGGCCAUACAAGCCACUGCUUGACGACCGAGAACACUUGCAGACUAGAACAAUUGACUACACGAAUGACAACUACUCAACACUUACGUGCUUAUUCCAUAUUCCUGGAGCUGCAUUUGCCAAAUGUCUCGACUUUGCUUAA